This is a messenger RNA of Meira miltonrushii, 2161 nucleotides long. RefSeq lists its product as uncharacterized. The record is from RefSeq and is a predicted model, not a curated record. Gene Ontology annotation, biological process: endoplasmic reticulum inheritance; septin ring assembly. Lineage: Eukaryota; Fungi; Basidiomycota; Exobasidiomycetes; Exobasidiales; Brachybasidiaceae. The transcript has a single exon. Gene Ontology annotation, cellular component: cortical endoplasmic reticulum; endoplasmic reticulum membrane; perinuclear endoplasmic reticulum. The coding region runs from base 140 to 1852 and encodes 570 amino acids.
GGCGACCGGGUCCAUAGUUUAGCGUGAGUGUAUCUGAAAGACAACCUCUGCGGGGAUGACAUUUCCACCACCAUCAUCACAUUCUUUGCACAACGAAGCACCUCACUCUCCACCCUCCUGAUCCCCAUUCAAAGCUCUGAUGUCAGUGCUUUCAGCUUUUGCUGUAACAUUUGGACGAAUAACGACAUUAUUGCAAGUGAUUUUAUACCUUCCAUUAACACUUGAUGUGGCUGGACAAGAUGCUUUCUUGGCUUUGAGUGCAUCUCUGGCUGUUUAUUAUGCAUUCUUAUCAACUAUAAGAACACUUACAAGACGUACAUCUAUCGCUUGGAUUGGGGACUUUUUGGCCGUUUUCCAAUUCAUCGUCGUACCUGCUUGUCUCUUGAUCGUUUUCCAUGCUUAUAGUCCUCCAAGCGAGAGCUAUUUCGAUCGCAAAUAUGCAUCAAUCAAUCAAGGCACUCAAUCCUCAACAGGAGAAAGCAUGCGUGAAAGGCUUUUCUCCUCUCGGUCAAGCUCAAACACUCCAUUUCAAGCAGGUCAAGAGCAUUUAUUCACUUCUAACAAACAAAUGAUUGGAGAGGAGUACAUCGGCCGAACGCUUGGCUAUCUACUUUAUCGAUCUGUUGAAGUGAUUGUCUAUCUUGCACGUCAAGCCCCGCCAUGGUGGCACAUGCUUUUGCGCUUUUCAUCGCCUGUUUUUAGUCUUUUGGAGGGUAUUGCAACCUUGCUCGUAAUUCAAGUUGUCGGAAGCUUUUCGAGAUGGAUGAUCGCAAGAAGCCUUUUGCGUAGACCGCCCACACCGACUCGAUCGCCGUUCUCUUGGGUAACGUCACUCCUCAACAGUCUCACUUCAGCGGAGUUCUUGCAAUUGUUCUUCUUACUGGCAUCGGCUUUCAUCUAUGUCGUUUCAGCAUUGGCACUCUACGUCAGCUUUGAAGGAGCGACACGAAAUCGACCCGGCGCAGCAGCGGCAACAGGAGCAGCAAUCAGUUCUGCCUUAUGGCUAACAGCGAUCGCAUUUGCAGUACGAAAAGGCAAUGUUGUCGAGACUUCAUUAGUGUUUGCAUAUGUGGUUUGGAAUGUGUAUCAAUUGAGCGACUCGUUAUCGUUCACAGCUGAUCCAUUGGCGCUCAUUCGAUCGUUCAAAGUACUGGACACUACUGCCACAUCAGAUUACAUCCCCAGCUUCCUUCAUAAUCUUCCACCUGCUUUGGCAAACUUGUUGGAUUUGGCUUCACAUGCGUUACGUCAAUUUGCUCGAUUUGGUGCGGCAGCAGCAGCUGCAUUACCGAAAAGUGUUCUUGUUUCUUUGGUUUUUCGAUUGAUGGUUUUAUAUUCGGCAAGUAGAAUUUUACCUUUACUAAAAGGACAAACGGCCAAAGCUUGGGACGGAGAAGAAUCAAGUUGGGGAAGCGUGAGUGGAAGUGAUGAUUCAUCAAGUAGAAGUAGCGAUAGCGAAGAUGAUGAUGAGGAUUACGGGAAGGAGCUUCCACCACGCGAUGAUGUCAAUAAUGCAAAUGACAAGGGAAAGGGCAGGGCUACAGACCACCUUUCUUCAGGUCAAAGAAAGACGGCAGAUGCACGCAAGCGCAGAAGAAAUCGCAGUCUGUCAGAAGAGGAAGAGAGACGAUUGAGUGAAGAAGAACCGUUUGGAGCAUUUGUUUCUUUGAUCGUUUCGUAUGCUCGGCUGAUCUUGAUCGCAGUCUAUUCGCAUUUACUCUUAUUGGAUCAAUCACAUAUGGUCUAUUGGCGUUUCUUAACCGUUGGCAUCACACUUUUCAUUUGGGCUUUCGAACUCGUUCUUGGCAAAGAUGAUAACCCUGACGCCGCUUUUGCUGGAAGCUGGAGGUGAUGCCAAAUCAUCUUGGAGAAUUUGAAAAUGUGACAAUGCAAUGUACUAUACGCAACUCUAUCAAUGUAUUAUUUGAUCAUCAUCAGCAAUAUCGCGCACACACGCACAUCUCAUCUCAUUCAUUCGAUCAAUACAGGAAACCAAUGAUUAUUGCUCGACGUGUACAGCUUCAUCUUGAAGAUUAGUAAAACUACACAAAGUAGAGCAAAAUGAAACUUGGACUGAAUUGUUCAGAAUCAAGAGUCAAUAUUGAUCGUAGAAUAAGGAGAAAAAGAGUAAAAGCCAGAGAACAACAGAGAAAGGAACCCA